Messenger RNA from Oreochromis aureus, 1115 nucleotides. RefSeq names its product T-cell antigen CD7-like. The transcript is spliced from 4 exons. Gene Ontology annotation, molecular function: signaling receptor activity. Gene Ontology annotation, biological process: adaptive immune response. Lineage: Eukaryota; Metazoa; Chordata; Actinopteri; Cichliformes; Cichlidae. The coding region runs from base 87 to 656 and encodes 189 amino acids. Gene Ontology annotation, cellular component: membrane. The record is from RefSeq and is a predicted model, not a curated record.
GUCAGGAGGUGUGGGUAAAAACAUGCACACAUUUCCUGCUGCAUAAUUAGACUUCGACUGAGCCUUCAGUGACACUCGCUGUCAGCAUGUCUGCUGUCUGCCUCUUCAUUCUCAUCCUUUGUCUCUAUGGCACAGCUAGGACUGCUGCAGGUAAGGUUGAGACAGAUGGUCAUGGAGUGGUACGGAUAAAUGUUGGAGAGCAAGUCACCAUCCAGUGCAGAAGUGCUUCUAAUCAGGAUAUGCUGUAUUUGAAGAAAGGCCUCAAUGAGGAGGAGGACAUUUAUUUCACAGAUUCAUAUAAAUCUACUAUUAACCAAAAAUUUACUGACAGACUUCAAUUUCAUGGGAAAUUACCCAAUGUGGAUAUUCUCAUCAAAAACUUGACCCUGAACGAUACAGGACCGUACUGGUGCGUGUACAAAAUGACCGACAAGAACUAUGAGCUCAAAGCCACAAAAGGCAGUGGGUCUGUGCUGCUGGUGGUGACAGAAAACAGACUUUCACCUACGGUGCCUCAGUGUGACCAAUCACAGGGUGACCUGCCCCUGAUCCUGGCCUCUGUGGUGAUCUGUGCUGGUGUGCUGAUUGUCAUCCUCGUGGCCUCUCUCAUCUGUAUCAUCAUCAAGAACAAACGCAACAAAGCAAGAAGAAGAUGAGACCAUUUAAACUCUGCACCAGAGUGCUGAAGAUCAAGCUUUGUGGUAACUCAGUCUAUUUUCACUCCUCAGGUCUUCUAUGUGUCUCAGUGAAAGAUGGGUAACAGUGAAUGAGAAUAUAAAACGGUACAACAAAAGAACAACUGGCACUGACGCUGCAGAUUAUUUAGAAAUGCUUUGUAUGAAAAUAGAUAAUAUAACUCCAUCACAGUUAAGCUCAAAUAUUGGGUUUUGGUUUUUCUUACAUUGUACUGACAUGAACAUGUUUAAAUUCAUGUCACUUUUCCUGUUUGAUUUUCAUGUUUUUUACAUAUAAAUGAUUGUGGAGGAUUAAUUUUGUAAAUCAGUGGUUUUCAGACUGUGGCCUGGGUCCUUCUGUUGGGCUCAGAGCAACUGUGAGUGGGGAAAUAAUGAGGGGAAACUAUGUAAGUUGAAUAAUUGUGGAAAAUAAACGUUUAA